UCAAUGACGUCACAUGUUGACAGCGUGUUUGCAUUGACGUGUUGGUUCUGCUGCGAUGUCGACUUGACCAACUUGUGAUUGCUAAAGAUUCGACUCGCCCUGCUCUUCGUCUUGGAAGCCGCGAACGUCCCGGCGGUAGCCUCCUCUUCGUCGGGUUCCAGGCCGCGAAAAGCGAUGGAGAAUCACAUUCCGGGUGACCGAAGCGACGUGUUUGCUGGCUUUAGCACGGCAUUCAAGUCGUUCGCUACGGAGGCGAUUCACGUGGGCCAGGAGCCGGAGCAGUGGACGUCCAUGGCGGUAGUGCCUCCGAUUUCUCUCUCCACCACGUUUAAACAGCAAGCACCGGGAAAACACGCUGGCUUUGAGUACAGUCGCAGUGGAAACCCGACAAGAAACUGUCUCGAGAAGGCUGUAGCCGCACUGGAUGGAGCCAAGUACUGCCUCGCCAUGGCGUCGGGCUUGGCUGCAACGGUGACCAUCACACACAUGCUGAAAGCAGGAGACGGGAUCAUCUGCAUGGAUGAUGUUUACGGAGGCACAAACCGCUACUUUCAAAAAGUGGCUGGAGAAUUUGGGCUGAAGAUCGACUUGGUGGACUGUACCAAACCCGAGCUACUCAAGGCGGCGCUGAAGCCCAACACAAAAAUGGUGUGGCUGGAGACACCCACCAACCCCACCAUGAAGGUGGUGGACAUCCGGGCCUGCUCCGACCUGCUGCACCAUCACAACAAAGACAUCGUGGUGGUGGUGGACAACACCUUCAUGUCUGCGUACUUCCAGCGCCCUUUGGCUUUGGGAGCAGAUAUCUGCAUGUACUCCGCCACCAAAUACAUGAACGGUCACAGUGACGUGGUUAUGGGCCUGAUGUCCGUCAACCGAGAGGAUCUGUAUGAGAAAUUGAAGUUCUUGCAGAAUGCGCUAGGUGGCGUGCCAUCACCCUUUGACUGCUACCUGGUCAACCGCGGCCUGAAGACGUUACACCUGCGCAUGGAGCGCCACUUUAAGAACGCCAUGGCCGCUGCCAAGUUCCUGGAGGCUGAUGCCAGAGUGGAGCGUGUCAUCUAUCCAGGUCUGCCCUCUCAUCCCCAGUAUGACGUGAUGAAGAGACAAUGCACGGGAUGUCCCGGCAUGAUCACCUUCUACAUUAAAGGGAACCUCAAACACGCCGAAGCCUUCCUCAGUAGUCUCAAAAUAUUUGCAGUGGCUGAGAGUCUUGGCGGUUAUGAAAGCUUAGCAGAGCAUCCGGCGAUCAUGACUCACGCGUCCGUACCCGAGAAGGAAAGGAGCAUCCUGGGCAUCAGCGACACUCUGAUCCGACUCUCUGUGGGCUUGGAGGAUGAGGACGAUAUCAUCGACGAUCUGAAACAAGCGUUGGCUGCUGCUCACCCAAAGACCAGCGCGAGUGCCUGAAGAGUUUCACGAAGAGGAAGGCUCCCAACACCAAAAACAAAUCAUCUCCUCUCUUCUUAGAUGCAAAAAAAAAUGUAAUCCUACUCCGUCAUGUCUUUUUACUACUCAUGACACUUUUACUAUUAUCAGUACUAUUAUUUAUCGGACCUGGGCUGACAUUGUUUUUGUGUUUUAAAGCGCUUCGCAAUGAUACAAGUUGAAUGACGCCACCUCCAUCUUUCCUGUCGAGCAUCCGAUUAAAAUGCUACUUUUUUUAAAAAACAUAUAUAAUGUUCAUACCACAAACAUAAUGCAGAUUAAUUGUGAAUAGACCAUAUUCUGUACUGUACAUGAUGAUACUGCUAUUAUGAAUAAAUAAGCGGCAUGUAUUUGCA
Molecule: messenger RNA, 1784 nt
Organism: Doryrhamphus excisus (bluestripe pipefish)
Lineage: Eukaryota; Metazoa; Chordata; Actinopteri; Syngnathiformes; Syngnathidae
Gene: cth
Product: cystathionase (cystathionine gamma-lyase)
Biological process (GO): transsulfuration
Cellular component (GO): cytoplasm
Molecular function (GO): pyridoxal phosphate binding; cystathionine gamma-lyase activity
Source: RefSeq, a predicted model, not a curated record